Messenger RNA from Ruditapes philippinarum (Manila clam), 2895 nucleotides. RefSeq lists its product as uncharacterized. Lineage: Eukaryota; Metazoa; Mollusca; Bivalvia; Venerida; Veneridae. The coding region runs from base 196 to 1575 and encodes 459 amino acids. The transcript has 2 exons. The record is from RefSeq and is a predicted model, not a curated record.
AAUAACAAAUGGACGUCUCUAAGGAUGAUUAAAUUGUGAUAAUAAUAAACAAAGUUAAGAUUUUGUCUGUAAUAAUAAUCUUAUUUUUGGUCCGUAAGAUUUUGUGAAAGUUGCAUAAAUUCUUAUAACUAUUGUGUGUUAAGUGUGAGAAACUUUUAAGAGUAUUUGUGAAUAAAGUUUUUUGUAUUAUCAAUCAUGAAAGGAGGAAUUUUGUUUUUUGUCGUGGCUGCUCUCGCCUUGUUUAAUGGCAGACCAGCUAAUGCUAUACCGGUAAUAACUACUCUUACAAAAGCGGUCGAAGUUGUUUCAUUUGGAAUAGACGUGUACUCGUUUUUUAGUUCAAUACUAGGAGGGGAAGACGAGGUUCAAAGUACACCGGCACCUUUCGAGUAUGACAGAAUAAUUAAUAGGAUAUCGGAAAGAAUUGAGUCAUCGACGGAAGCUAUUAUAUUUAAAAUUGAACUUCAAGCAUACCUAUCAGAAUUGCGUGAGGUUGCCCUGACUGUCAAACAACUCCUUAUCGACAUGGAAUACAUAAUUAAAGCAAAAUCUAAGGAAAUCAGAGAGGAACAACAGAAAAGAUUUCUUAAAAGCUAUGAGCUACAUAAAAUAAAGAUAUAUAAAAUCAAAAGUCUCCUCACUUUCAGAGUUCCCGUGUCGGGAAUUUCCAAUACUCUAUUAUCUCUUAUUACAAAUGAAUUUGAAUGUGGGAUGACACGUCUUGAGGAAUUCCAGAAUUACUACAUGACACUAGUUUCUGAUGUUGUCGCACUAGACCUAUUAAAUGAAAGACUUGCAGAGAAGAGCCUUUAUAACGAAACAUUAGCAACUUGGGAAAAUGCAAUAACAUCUUUGUUUGAGGAUUUUGAAAAGCAGAAAGACACUUGCAAAGCGAAAUUCUUUGAAUUAGUUAAAAAAGAUUUCGAGAAAACAACUGAUCCUUUACAGAUGUAUGAAAAUAGCAAAACUAAAUAUCCCAACAAAACAAUCGAUGUUCUUUUUUUGAAGGGGACAUAUUGUAUUUGGUAUCGGAAGAAAUAUGACAACAUCUUAAAAAAGAAACAAGACAAAGCAAUGACCUUUGCAGUUAUAAAUUCCGAAGACAAUCUUGUUGCUUCACGCAACAAAGCACAGUAUUUGAAGGUAACAUUAAAAGCUAAAUUCGAUAAUUGCCUGGGAGACACUGACACAAUCCUUUCUUAUUUGGAUGCUUUAGGAGACGAUUUGAUAUUAUGGCUUAUGUUUCCACAAGACAGAGCCGCCGAAUUUAAAAUUCUGCUUCACGAAAAUUCGACGGCGAUCAAGAUAAAUUCUGCCAUAGAUGGUACCAACUACAUAACUGUUUUUUACGUGCGACCACUUGACGAAGAUGCACAUUCUAAACUCUCAUCGGCUGACUUCGAUACAGUGUUUUACGAAGAUUUACACGCUGAAGAAGGAUCAGAUGGUGAUAAAAAACGAUUGUUGUCGUACAAAUCCAUUAUAAUUAUAAUUUUCUCAAUCUGUUCAGCUCUAGCGAUCAUAUUUAAUAUAGUGAUUUUCACACGUUGUCGUUGUGUGCGAAGACAUUACUAAUAAUAAAUUCUUUUAUAUUUCAACUCUUAAUCAUAAAAGAUAACCAAUCUGUAAAUAUCAAAGAUAUUCAUUAUAACAUAUACAUUGUAUUUAAAAAGAAAUAAGAUAAACAAAACUACAUAUGCCUAUGCCAAAAUGCAAAUACAAUGAGGCAUCACACAAAACAUUUGGACAUGCAUGGCAUAUCUAGCUACGGGUGACAGGUUAUUAACAGCCAAGUUUUUAUAGAAGAACUGAAGGAAAUAACGGGAUCUUUGGUCUGGUUAAGGGACAAGUAACUAACGAUAAGCAUAUUGAGAUAAUUUCAUAGUUUAUUAGAAUACGACGCGUUUGAAAUAAUAAAAUACAAUUAAAUUCUUUGUCAUCAAGUACACACAUGUAUUGUUCCACCUCUCUUAUCUGCAUAAUAAUUAGCGGUAGCGUGGAGCAGAAGGAACGAUGGCACUGACCAAAGUCAAACCAACGAAAACGAAUUCUAAAUGAUACAGUCUAUAUCAUGGCUAAUUAACGUUUCAACCACUUUUUAUUUGGUUAUAAUAUAAAAAACAACGAUUUCAUAAAAAUAAAUUAGCAAAAUGAUAACGAAUUCUGGCAAGACUGUAGGGUGAUCAAAGAGACAAAGGACUAAAAUGGUCAUACACAGCAAUGUCAAUCACAGACAUGGAGUCAAAAAUUGCGGUUGAUGACGACACUCAUCGAUAAAAAACAUUUGCAGGAAGUCGAUGUUUGCUAAUCCGUUAGCAAACGCUUUCGUCAUGAACAACCGCAACAAUCCAAUUUCCAAUCAGAAGAGAUGAGGGUUGUGAAGUUACAGCUCCAGUGUAUAGAGUCGAUUCAUGAUUAUUUUAACAGACAGAAGUGGCAGGAGAAUGGAAAAAUCUGGCGAAAGUUCUGGAUCGGAUGUUUGGUAUUCCAGUUCAGCUCAACUGUAUUUAUGAUGUUAAAUCUGUCGGGGGACCACUGGCUCUUAAACCAUUUUAAUUUACGUACCUUUAUUGUGCAUUGUUAAAAAAUAUUCCGUGUAAGCAAUUCAUUAAAAUGUUACAAAACUAAUGUCCGUGAUGAGACUAUGCUCCGAUUUGACCAUUUACAGCAAAGUAUUAUCGUAAUUAUAAUGCUAAAUCAUUGCCUACUUUUUAUACUGGCGAAGAAUGAAUUUAUUGCCUGAUUAUAAAGAGAAUAUUGUGGGUAGGCAGUAGGCAUGAAGUCCUCAAAAAUAUGUGUCACAUAUUAGGACUCAGAAAUGAGUAAGAUUAUUUCUUUGUGAAUAUGGCAAGCCUAUGUUUUGUCUGAAUGAAUUAGGAGAAAUUUAGAUGUAAG